CACCCGGAGCUCGGCUGCUGUCCCGGAAGGCCUGAGUGCCGGGGGCUCCUCCGUUCCCACGGUAGCUGCUCCACACGUGUCCGCGGAAGUGAACAUGCCCAGGAAGUCAUGACUAGGUGGGCACGAGCAAAUGUCACCCACAACAAGAAGGCUCUGGAUGCAACACCAUGGGAACAUAUGAAGAAUGAUGCCACCGGAAGCGCAACAACAGAUAGAAAGCAAAGCUCUUCAAACAACUUUUCCUUGAGAAGUACUCAAGGGAAGAAGAAAAAUAAGAAGAAAAAAGACUAUAUGAAUGAAGAUGUCAACGGUUUUAUGGAAUAUUUAAAACAGAACUCUCAGACAUUGCAUAAAGGAGAGGUGAUCAACAGCCGUGAAGCAAAGGAUGAAAUAGCAACAGCUUUGAAAAAGGACCGGCGGCGAGAGGGGAGAAGAGUGAAAAGGCAGGAAAUGAAAAAGAACACAAUGGUGUGCUUCCACUGCAGAAAGCCAGGACACGGUGUGGCAGAUUGCCCAGCUGUACUCGAAAGCCAAGAUAUGGGAACUGGAAUUUGUUACCGCUGUGGAUCUACAGAGCAUGAAAUCAACAAAUGCAGAGCAAAAAUAGAUCCCGCUCUUGGGGAAUUUCCAUAUGCAAAAUGCUUCAUUUGUGGUGAGAUGGGACAUCUCUCAAGGUCAUGUCCCGAUAAUCCUAAAGGACUCUAUGCUGAAGGAGGUGCUUGCAGGAUCUGUGGAUCUGUUGAGCACUUUAAAAAAGAUUGUCCAGAGAAUCAAAAUGCAGAUCGGGUGGCAACUGUUGGUCGAUGGCUCAAAGGAAUGAGUGCAGAUUACCAAGAGGUUUUAGACAGCCCUAAACCGCAAAAACCAAAACCAAAAAUAGCUAAAGUUGUUAACUUCUGACAACUGCUGUCUGGCAUCAUUCUUUACAACACUUGUCAGUGUUUGGCUUAAAGUUAUAGUACUAAAAAUGGACUGUGAACUGUAGUUCCAGAAUAAGCCAUAACUGCACUCUCCUAAGUGAUGAUCACUUAUAAAACCCUAACUUAAAUGGAAGCUUCCUAGAGAAGAGAGGAAAUGCUUUGUCAGAAGAUAAAUUGCAGCAAGUGACUGCAUAACAGUAUAUCUCUGAACAGAAAGUUAAUCUAUGCAAUUGCUGGUUUUCCAACCAGCGUGUCACUGGGUAAUAUAACAUGUUACUCAGUGGAGAGUAGUGAUACCAAUAAACAAAUGGGAAGGAAAGCUAAUAGGUCAAUCUGCUUUUCGUAAAUGAAACUUGUGCGACGACAGAAGGUAUCUCAAAAUGAAACUGAGUCUUAUUUUAGUGUUGAGGUUCUUGACCUCACCCUGAACACGGGAAUGAGAGCACAGAUGAAUAGCCAAAAGCAAAGUUAAAACAUUGGUGGUAGCAGGGUUGAUCUUGCAGAUUGAACAACAAUGAAAUGAUUGUAUGUUUUUUUUAAGUUGAAUUAAAUACUUGAUGAAGCCAUUUCCCUCCCCCACAAAUAAACCAGUGUAAUAAAACCACA
Messenger RNA from Podarcis raffonei (Aeolian wall lizard), 1526 nucleotides. RefSeq names its product zinc finger CCHC-type containing 9 (gene ZCCHC9). The transcript is spliced from 6 exons. NCBI's taxonomy places the organism in Eukaryota, Metazoa, Chordata, Lepidosauria, Squamata, Lacertidae. Gene Ontology annotation, molecular function: nucleic acid binding; zinc ion binding. The record is from RefSeq and is a predicted model, not a curated record. The coding region runs from base 109 to 900 and encodes 263 amino acids.